Molecule: messenger RNA, 436 nt
Organism: Suillus paluster
Lineage: Eukaryota; Fungi; Basidiomycota; Agaricomycetes; Boletales; Suillaceae
Exons: 1
Source: RefSeq, a predicted model, not a curated record
CAACUCGCCCAGCGGUUCUCCUGUCGAACAAGAGCUAGGAUGAUUCGGAAUCUCACUCACGCGCCUUGCGAUUGAUGGUUCGCCUUGGACAGCCGUUUGGGGCAUUUUUACUAGCGCGGCAGCCUGGCGGAGAAUACAAGAGGAUUGCAUCAGAUCACAGUAUUGUCGCACAAGUCAAAGAUGUGACUUCUGUUCACAACUAUCAUGGGCGGAGUCAGGACCGUAGAAAUAUUGUAACUGUAUGUUUUUCUUCUCAUGAUUGGGCCAUCAGUAAAACCUCGACUUACUUAAUGAGACUUUUUUGGACUUUUCGGUGGUUUUCACUUCUUUUCAAAAAUGAGUGGCCUUUUUUCAAUUGUUUUUCUUAAUUCACUGCCUGGUACCAGCUUGAGUAUUAGGAAUAGUUUACUAUUAUUAUUCAUGGAAAGGUUCUGAC